This is a messenger RNA of Capsicum annuum, 845 nucleotides long. RefSeq names its product auxin-induced in root cultures protein 12. The transcript has 2 exons. NCBI's taxonomy places the organism in Eukaryota, Viridiplantae, Streptophyta, Magnoliopsida, Solanales, Solanaceae. The record is from RefSeq and is a predicted model, not a curated record. Bases 59 to 778 code for a protein of 239 amino acids.
AUUAUGACAAAUAUAAACCUAUAUAACAUAACUCCCACUAUCCACCAUCUCUCCAAAAAUGGCUUAUUCCCUUCUUCAUCUCCUUUUCAUAUCUGUCAUUACAUUCCUCUUGAUAUCUCCAUCCAUAUCACAUCAUUGCUCGUACCCUUCGGGGCCUAACGUUACUGGUGGCUGCAGCCAUCUCCCUUCUCUCAAAGCGUCGUUUGACUGGGCAUACAACGCAACAAACACCACACUUUCGAUCACUUUCACUGCUCCUUUGGCUUCUCCAGAUGGCUGGGUUUCAUGGGGAAUUAACCCUAAUGGAACAGGGAUGAUUGGUACUGAGGCACUUAUUGCAUUCAAAGAUACAAAUGGAUCCUUGGUUGUUAAAAAAUACAAUCUUAAUUCGUAUAAAUCUGUUGUGGAAACUGAUAGGUUUACGUACAAGGUGUUGGAUUCUAAAGCGGAGUAUUCUAAUAAUGUCAUGAAAAUAUUGGCUACUUUGGUUCUACCAGCACAAAUGACUACGGUGAAUCAAGUGUGGCAAGUUGGACCGGCAGUGAAAGACGGUAGGCCAAUGAUGCAUAAGUUGGAUCCUGACAAUAUGAAAUCUAAAGGCACUCUAAAUUUGGCUACUACUUUCGGUGGCGAUGAAAAUAAUGCCACCGCCCCUGCCCCUGCUCCCGCUGGUGGUGAUGGACAGAGUGGUAAUAAAAGUGGUGGAUCUUCAACAAUUUGGAGUAACUAUUCUAUAUUUUACGUCUUCGUUAUGUUCCUUGGAGUUCUGUUUUUUUAACUUAAAGGAACGAAUUAGCAAGUGUUCCAAUUUGAAGUGAUUCAAUAAAUUUAGUAUUCGGUUCGUC